This is a messenger RNA of Fibroporia radiculosa, 396 nucleotides long. RefSeq lists its product as uncharacterized. Bases 1 to 396 code for a protein of 131 amino acids. Gene Ontology annotation, biological process: response to oxidative stress. The record is from RefSeq and is a predicted model, not a curated record. The transcript has 3 exons. Lineage: Eukaryota; Fungi; Basidiomycota; Agaricomycetes; Polyporales; Fibroporiaceae.
AUGACCACCAUUCCCGCACGGCUGGCAAAGACAGCUCAGAUCUCCGCCAGUUCAGGCCAGGCUCGCCAGCGAGUCUUCCAGCUCUACAGAGACUGGUACCGCGCCGCACCCGAGGUCAUCUCGCUGUAUGCGCUGCCAGUCUCCGUGCAGUACUUCCGGCACUCCAUCCGCAAGAGGUUUGAAGAGAACCGUUACGUGUCCGACACGCGGGUCGUCGACGUGCUCCUUCUCAAGGGCAGGCAGGAGUACCAGGAGACGGUGAACCUAUGGAAACAGACGGACCACGUCAUGGGCAUUCUCUUACAGGAGACGCAGCGCCCGCCGCGGACGUUCUUGCAGAAAUUCUACGAGGGCAGAGACGAGGAUGCCGUUUUGCCUGCAGCAACUGGAUUGUAA